AUGGCAUCGUCCGACCUUCCGCCCAUCAUGUUAGACCACCUUUACUCCAUGGAUGACAAUCUCAAAGCAGGAGGGCCGCUCUUGUUGCUUGAGGACGCCCCUGAGAAUCCCGUUGUCAGUGAUGAGCCAUUGCCAAAAACUGCUCCUAUAGUUGAACCUGCCUCCAUAUCCAGGUGUUGCUUUGAGAAGGGCCUAUUUCCAGCCGUUCCCUUAUUUUUUCAAGGGCUGGUCAAAGUGGGUUGA
This is a messenger RNA of Prunus armeniaca (apricot), 243 nucleotides long. The record is from the annotation of a GenBank genome assembly. Lineage: Eukaryota; Viridiplantae; Streptophyta; Magnoliopsida; Rosales; Rosaceae.